Nannizzia gypsea CBS 118893 is the source of this 609-nucleotide messenger RNA. RefSeq names its product NADH-ubiquinone oxidoreductase kDa subunit. The record is from RefSeq and is a predicted model, not a curated record. Lineage: Eukaryota; Fungi; Ascomycota; Eurotiomycetes; Onygenales; Arthrodermataceae. The transcript has 4 exons. Bases 1 to 609 code for a protein of 202 amino acids. Gene Ontology annotation, biological process: mitochondrial respiratory chain complex I assembly.
AUGGCCGGCCAGCAGGAGGCUCCGAUCUACCACCCCCAGGAUGCGCUCAACCGCGCCAUCAACACGACCAUGGUCACUGGCGGCGUCGGUCUCUUCACCUCCGCCGUCCAGAAUACCCUCCAGAAGCAGAACAUCGGCCCGUGGGGAGUCUUCACCCGGACAGGCAGCACGAUCGUCUUGUUUGCUGCCAUGGGAGGAUCCUACGAGUUUGUGAAGACUGCCUCUGCCAACCUGCGGGCAAAGGAAGACCACUGGAACUCGGUCUACGGAGGAUUCGCCGCCGGUUCUCUGGUAGGAUUCAGAGCUCGAACGUUCCCUGCCAUGAUCGGUUACGGAGUCGCCCUGGCUACACUUCUAGGUGUCUUUGAAUACAGCGGAGGAAGCAUAGGAGGCAAGAUUGCAGACCCUGACGUCGACGAGUACGACCGAAGAACCGCGCUCAGGAAGAACUUCCGAAGCCCCGUCGAGGAGACACUUGCAGAGCUGGGUGAGCGAAGAGGACUGGAGGGACCCGGCUUCGCAGAGAGACGACGAGAGAGGAUAAAACAGAACUACGGGAUUGAUGUCCCCGUCACCCAAGCAUCCGCCGCCCCGACUCCUCUCUCGUAG